GUAGUAAGUACUACGUACUGUUACGGACGGUUGAAUCACGUGGUGCCCGUGCCCACCUCUCACGUUACCUUGCCUCGUUCGCCAGAUGGAUGAAGAUGAGGCUGCCAACAAGCUCCUAGAAGAGCAGCAAACACCUACGCGUCGAAUUGUAAUUCUUUCCUACUGGAUCAUCAUCUUUGUCAGCGUACCUUUAUGGUGGUAUACGACUCGCAUUGAGCGCUUACCGCUUGCGGAGAGCCAGGUGCACGACGAAACGGCAAGGAAGAUUGUGUUCCCAGUUUCUGCUUGCUCCAAAGGGCCGCCUCAAGCGCGCCCCGUAAUGGCCCAAUUGGCCGAUUUGCUUGAGAGAGAACCAUUCCCAGACGGCGUCAACUUCACGUGGCUCACCGAAUGUCCCAAACACCUGCCUCUAGAUGAUGCUACCCAUUAUACUCUCUCCAUUCUUCCCUCGCAUGCGGGGGGACCAGAAAUAUUUGUGCGUGGACGUGAACUGACUUCGAAAGUUCCCUUAGACGUGCCAUCACAAUCAACCGACGCCGUUAUUCGUGCACUUAAGUCCCUCAUCAAUCCUCUUUCACCGCCAGUCAAGGCACAAUAUUCGCCAACAUAUCGCCUCGCAUUCUCGCUUUUAAAUGAGGACUCGUCCCUCGGAGGUUUUGCUAUGGCAUGGGACAUUGAGGCUGCGAUUACCCGGCACCUGCGCCGCUCAUUAAGGGAGCUUUCUAUGAUUUACAAGUUCACCAUCGAGAGUCAAGUUCAGUAUCAUGCUCCAUUGGCCUUCGAGCCCCAUAUUGUGACCACCAUGAUGGAUGAUAACGCGUCUGCUCCAAGUUAUCAUCUGGAUCAGGACCAUAUCAAGACAUUUGUGAACUCCGAAGAAUGGACACUCGCCUCGACCAUCAACAAUGACGUUGUUCUGCAUUUCCUACUCUUCAUACCCUCUGUAGGGCACAGACCAAUGAAGGUCAUCAAAACCAACGGCACACCGUCCAGCGCGAACGCUUUCGUGAUCCCACAGUGGGGCGGGAUUGUCAUAAUGAACCCCCCCGCCACUCUCCAAAACUCGACGGGUUACAUUUUAUCCGUUGAGGAUUUAUUGCAACCAUUUACGCUCUUCAGGUCUCAGCUUUAUGCGCUUCUUGGCGUCCCUGAACUCCCUCCUGUGUUGAACUCUGCGGAUGAUCCCUUCACCCUAAGUCAAUGGCAGAUUGAUUAUUUGGUUCGGACCCGGGCACUCGAGAAUGUCAAGCACAGCCAAGAGGCUUUGGAAAGUAUCGUAACGCUUGUUCACCAAAUACAGGGUAUGCCAGUGAAAGCAGACGUUCAGAAAUAUGUCAUGAAUUCCUUAGAUUACCUCGAAAAGGCGCACUCAUCACCGUCGGCCCUGUCGAUAUUGCAAAACUCUAUUCAAGCACUUACCCUCUCUUCUCGUGCAUUCUUCAACCCAGGAAUGCUUGCCAUGCUCUAUUUUCCUCCCGAGCACAAGUACGCCGUGUACACACCACUCUUCGCCCCAAUAUCUGCCCCGAUUCUGGUGGCGACGAUCAAAGAACUGAUAUCUAUGUCGAGAGCUCCCAGGGGCAUCGAACCAGGAAGGAAGGCUCUAAAGUGAAGGGGAAGUCGGUGGGCGGCAGUUAUUCAUUAUUAAUUAUAUACAUGCAAUACCAAGAAAUUUGUUGUAUUCACAUCGAUCUUGUCCUUUGGUUCAU
This is a messenger RNA of Cantharellus anzutake, 1709 nucleotides long. Its product is annotated as phosphatidylinositol-glycan biosynthesis class S protein-domain-containing protein. Bases 86 to 1612 code for a protein of 508 amino acids. Gene Ontology annotation, cellular component: GPI-anchor transamidase complex. Lineage: Eukaryota; Fungi; Basidiomycota; Agaricomycetes; Cantharellales; Hydnaceae. The record is from RefSeq and is a predicted model, not a curated record. Gene Ontology annotation, biological process: attachment of GPI anchor to protein. The transcript is spliced from 8 exons.